AUGACAACGGAUACUUUGACAAACUCUCUGGGCAAACCAGGCAAAUUUCAAGUCUUACUCUGGUUAUAUCUCUCUGCCAUCUGGAUUUAUACAAGCUGGAACUACCUCGCACUUGCAUUUAUAGGAGCGAAAACUAAACAUCAUUGCACAGUGGCAAACAGCACAGAUGUCAGCCGAAUUGUACCAAUGGAAACAAAGAAUGGGAAGUCGGAAUGGGAUGGAUGUCACCUGUUUGAUGGUUAUAAUACUUCCAAAAAAAUACCAUGCCCAAAUGGAUGGACUUAUGACCUCCCUGAGGGAGAAUCGACUAUAAUAUCCGAGGUAAAAACUUCUCAAACCUUUUUCCGGUAGUUUAGUCUUGUUCAGUUUGGCCUCCAUGGUUGCAGACUAGCGACACUUAUGUAACUCCAUAGUUUAACUCCAAAUUCAAAAUAUGUUCUUCUCAUACAUCAUUAGAUAUUCAUACCGGGUGGCCCAAAAAAAAGUACUCCUGUUUGAUUCGUAAUAACUUCUAAACAAGUAAAGUUUUUAAAGAGAAAUAACUUGCAUUAAAUAGAGGAAGGACUAACUUAGAUUUUGAUAUAUUACAGUUGUAUUUAACUUAAAAAUUCACGGAGAUAUUAAUGUUAAAAAUGGGGAGCAUAUUUUGGAAUGUGUCUAAAAUUAGCGAAAAUCGGCAUAUCAAAUAUUAACUCCAGCGUUUGUUUGCUUAAUGACAUAUUAGGCUAACUUGUAUUUCAGCGAAUUAUCGUUAAGGUUUGUAAGGGAUAUGGCGUAGAUUUAGACAUCUCACAUGUAAGUCUUAGCUCAUUGUUUCCUGAAAUAUGAACGUUCGAAAUUAUGCAAGUAUUUAAUAUUAGGUCUUUGCAAACUUAAAUGUACAUGAAAGACUGACCAUGGAAGGCAGGCGCUUAAAUUUUUCGUAUUCUUAAAUAGCCUAAUUUUUUUAUGUUUUUAAUGGGUUCAAACAGACUGAGUAGAUUAUUUCUCGGUUAGAGCAGGAUGAAUAUUCUUUAUUGGAGGAAAUAAUAUUGCUUUUUGCAAAUACACAUCACCGUAUCAACGCUACUAUUUUGUUACGUUUUGUUCCAAAAAUGUUGCAUGUCUCUGGGGAGUUGCUUAAUUGUUAUGUCUUAUGGAGUUGUAUGGUUUGAUUGUGUUUCAUAUAAUUCUCAGUUUACUCCAUGAACUUGCCAAGAUUAAGAAACGGCAAAAGAGUUUGGGUGUUCUUAACAAGAUUUCAGAACGUUGCAGAAGUUAGAAGAGCUUCACAAUUCCGUUGUGACAGCAUGCCCUAAUUCAGAACUACGAACGAUCCAAUGACGAUCCUUCGCGAUGCAGUGGUCUCAUGAAAUAAGGAAACGUAUUCGUGCUAGGAACACACGCGAAUUUCGGACGAAUGAAUCUUGCUUGUAUUUUGUGGAUAUAAUAAUACUUUGUUUCAUAAUAAACAAUUUGUCAAGUGUCAUUUAUUUACUGGUAAUAGUGCAUGUUUCAGUCGGGCAAAUCUUGAUUAAUAUUUGAUACGCCGAUUUUUGCAUAUUUCAGACACAUCCAGAUAUAUCCUCCCGAAUUUAAAGAUUAAUAUCUCCGUGAAUUUUUAAGUGAAAUACAACUGUAAUAUAUCAAAGUCUAAGUUAGUCCUUCCUCUAUUUGAUGCAAGUUAUUUCUCUUUAAAAGCUAUACUUGUUUAGAUGUUAUUACGAAUCAAACAGGAGUACUUUACUUUUUUUUGGGCCACCCGGUAGCAUUUCGGCCAAUGACAUGGUUUAAUUUACAUCACGUGUAUCUAUCUGGAUACCCCGUCUAGACCAGGACUUUAAUUACUUCAAGUGGGAAGGGCUUUGAACAAUAGGGAAAUUGAGGCGUAAACAAAAGAUAAUGCAAAUAUAUUUAAUUGCUAUGUUUAGAAUUAUUUCUAAAUACAGUAAGUUGUAUUUAGAAAUUUAUUCUAACUACACUUUACGGCCAACACUUUUCCUAAACGUUUGAAACUACAUAAAUAUAGGAAAACCAACUUUUUUACCAACUAUCAUAAUAACCAGCGCUUUAAACACUAUAAUACAGCAACUUACCAGUAAUGUUUACCGUCUAUAAAAUAUAUAUUCACUUCGGCUCUUUCAUUUUCCACCAGAUAGCGCGUUAUCGCACACACAAUCUGAUAUAUCGUUUUUCGGAUCCCCAACACUUGUCAGCCGAGCGACAAUACUGUGCACAAUGCUGUGCUCAACACUUUCUGGUUCUCGAAACCGCUUUUUCUUAUAUUAUAAGAAGAUACCAUGCUCUUUUGCCAACAAAAUUCAUCUAUUCACGACGAAAGCGAACUGAAUGCUUCGUUGCACUUCAUGCAAACUUUCACGCGAAUGUAAUCGUUAAUGCCCACGCUCACUUUUUUGAAUAUCUAAUAAUUUCAUGCCUCAUUGCUAUGAAAGUCUAAUGAUGUGUGAGAAGCAAUUUCAAAUCCUCGUUAGUGUUUUAAACUUGGCUUCCAAAUCCCCAGUGCCAUGAACAAUGGCUCGGCUGCGCCUCGCCAUUGUUCAUGGCACUUGUAUUUAGAAACCACGUCUAAAACACUAACUCGGAUUUGAAAUAUUACGUAGAAUAGAAAAAAGUUACUGUGCAUGCUUUAGAAUUAUCUACAUGCAUGAGUGAACAACUCUUACACAUAAUUCUAAUGCUUAGUUACCUUUUUCUAUUCUAUAUGCUUCUAUAAACUAGAACAAUAGUAACUAUAGGCAUGUGUGUUAUCUAAAGUUGUGAAAUGGGUGGCAACGUUGUAAACAACGUUAGCCAAAUUUGUCUAUUAAUUAAUCAAACUGUAAUAUUUGUAUGUUUGACUUUCACUCUUCUCACCGAAUUUCACUCUGUCUUGACUCGAAUUUUGCGUUAAGACAAUACAUGUAGGCCCGGUUUAGACGCCGUGCUUUUCAUGAGCCGAACUUAAUUCAUAUUUUACUCGAGUAAAAUAGGCGUACUUCCAAUUUUGAUUUAGACAGGCGUGCUUUUCAUGAGCCGUACUUAAUAAUUUGCGCUGCUUCACUUCGAAACCUGGGGCGAGUGACAUUUCAUAAUAAGAAAAAAGGGUUUAUCACGUACAAUUUUGGCAUUUCUGAGCGUCUACAGGUUUGCGGUUAUUAAAAAUUUCAACUGCUUUUUGAAAAGCCUCAUUACUACAAACAUAGCAUAAUGCCUGGAUAUAAUGUGUGGGAAAACGAAACCUAUAGGCUUUGGGCGAGUUUUUCCACGUUAUUCGAGUUUUCCCAAACUACAACAAGUGUUUCUAUAACUGUAUGGGUCACACAUAAUAAAUGUUUUAUAUUUAUUUCAUAAUAUAACUAAAAAAAGAUUUGUAGUAGACUCGAUAUAUUUACAAAUUCUCAUUGCGUAAUAAUGCCGACCUUUGCUCCAUCAAUUUACUGCAAGAAACCCUUUUUGCCUUUAUCAGCAAAUAUCGCUAUAACUAGCCUAAUUUCGCAACUUUUAUGCAAAGAAUCUAACGAAAGGUGUAUCCUUUGCUACAAAUUGACGUAUAUAAAGAAAAGGGAAAUUCUACCGCGAUAUUUACCGAUAAAGCGGUAUGAAAUCACUACAGAAAAAAUAGAACAAAUUACAGAAAUACAAAACAAGCUGCGGAAGUGGGAAGGUUUUUGUAUUUUGACUGUAACAGUGUCUUAAUUUGCAUUAAAAUUGUUUUGUUUACGAUUGUAAGUUUAGGCGGGAAAUUUCCCGUGUAGAAACACGCUUCUCGACCAAUCAACGCACGCGUACUAUAAAUGUUCUAUUUUAUCAUAAUUUAUGCAUUUGGUACGGCUCAUGUAAAGCACGGCAGUAUAAAUCAACAUGUGCUUCAGCCGUGUAGCACGCCUGAACCAGGCGAACUUAUUAAUUUAGCCGUGCUUAAUAUUAAGUGCAGUGCUUAAUUGAUUUAGACGCCGUGCUUCUCAUGUGCUUAAUUCAUUGUAUUAAGUUCGGCUCAUGAAAAGCACGGCGUCUAAACCGGCCCUUAAUAAGUUUGCAUAUUUCAAAGGCCAACAACUAGAAGUGGGGUCCACCGGGGCAUCGCCCGAUGUGCUAAUCCAGCCCGGUGUGGAGGCUGUGAAGCUAGCUAUCUGAACGUCGGAUUACUGGUUAGCAAUUCCAAAGGCCCUGACUACCUCCACAUAAAUAAAAUCUACAGGCAUGCUGGAGCCCCACGUUUGAGAAUGGCGCCUAAUCUUUAAAUAGCAUUACUCCAUUUUUCUUCCAUUUAGUGGGAUCUUGUCUGUGAUAAUGCUUACAGAGCCCACCUAUCCACAACCAUGUAUUUUGUUGGAGUAACGUUUGGGAGUCUGGUGUUCGGAUCAUUAUCAGAUAAAUUUGGAAGACAACUUGUGUUUCGGUUUGCAAUAUUUUCUCCGUUUGUUCUUGGCUUGUUUUUGUUCUUUGUAAAGAACUAUAUCGCCUUUGUUGUCUUUCGUUUCUUUCUUGGAGUCGUUCUUCAGGUUAGUUGAAGUUCUUAGCCUAUAUGGACUUGAUUCAUAUGCAAGAGAUGGAUCAUCUCUGGCAUAUAAAUCAAACUAGCACUUAACAAAUAUAAAACAUUUCCUGUGUUGAUAUACAGUUAUAUCAACACAAGUAGAUUUGGGAAAACGAGAAAUUGUGUGGAAACACGACUCCCGGAGGGCUGAGUGUUUUCAUACAAUUUCGAGUUUUCCCAAUUUCCACGAGUGUUGAUAAAAUCUAAAUUAUAAUGUGGUACAUUAUAGACUAUUUUUAAUCUACGUUUAUGAACAUUAAUUUAAAACUAUGUCACAUCUUAACUGCGUUACAUCUUUAAUAAUUCUUAGAAAAUUACAGUAAGUUAUCCUAUUGACACUUAGAUUUACUAUUGGAAUCAGUAGUAUUCUCACGAUCAGAAAUUGUGGCCAGAAAUUGAGAGCUAAGAUUCUCUACUGUUAUAGCUCUAAAUGUUAUUUACUCGAUUUAUUUCCCUUAAUUCCAGGGCCUACAAAUUGUCUCCUUUACCAUGCUGGUAGAGAUAUUUGCCACUCGGUACAGAACAUUUACCUCUAUUGGUCUGGAAUACCUUUGGGCUAUUGGAAUCAUGACAUUUUCACUGCUCUCGUACUUGAUCAAAGAUUGGCAUUACAUUCAGUUGAUGGCCACGGCAGCUUUCCUGUUUCAAAUUGUGCUUGUCUGGUAGGUUAGCGUGUGCAAUUCAGUCGUAAAUUGGUGGUUUCAAUAGAGAGGUUCAGAUUUGACUUCCACUAACCCUCACAGGUUUAAUGCGGAUUUGAUUGGUUAAUUGCGUAGAUUCAACGCAUCUGAUUGGUUAAUGGUAUAGCAGUAGUGGAAGUCAAAAUCUGAACCUCUCUAAUAAGCGUUACGGUAUACAGCAGAUAUAAGGGUAAACUUCAGAAACGUUCAUAUUUGUAAGUCAAAGUACAUGACGGAUACAAGACUACUACUACAAAUAAUAGAAAGAAUGAACAUCAUCUUAUCACUCUGACAACUGCUGGUUGACCACCAAAGUAUCUUCGUCUUGUUCGGCAUUAUACCAUCCCUCAAGUAAGGAACGACGAUGCGACCUUAGAUCACCCUGCAUGAAGACACUAGACUUCUAAGCCUGGAGUAUCGAAACGUUGGGUUGAGGACAUGAUUUAUUCAGGGUAACAUUUUUUUUACUGAAACCUUAAAUUUCAAUUACACAUUUCCUAUAGGUUCUUGCCUGAAUCCAUUCGUUGGCUUCUGAUCAAUAACCGUUUUGACCAGGCAGAGAAAGUUGCUAAAAACAUCAGUUCUUUCAACAAGAUUCCUUUCCCGCAAGAGAUAUUUAAUAAAACAGUUAAUGAGAUUGGAGAUUCUCAAAAGACGGCAAACAAGUCUGAUAUCAAGAGUUAUACAAUUGCUGAUAUUUUCAGAUCAAGUGUGUUGAGAAAACGAUCUUUGAUCAUGAUGGUGGUUUGGUAAGUAUGCCCUAAUAUUUGCAGAAAGUCUAGAUUGGUUAGGUAGAUCAGAUUAAUGUUUAUCAUAUAGUUAGAGAAUCACACUCACUGUCCUGGCAUCUCCUCAACGGAGGUCAGAUUUCUUUGUCGAUCCAUACUGUAACUGAAUCUUUCCCGAUGUUCCCUCUUUAAAAAAUCUGCCACGCGGUCGUUUACCAUUUUCCUUCAGUUGCUUUUCCAUUGAGCGAUAGAUGGUGGUUUUCUACUGGCAUGGUCCUUACUGAACCGCUACGGUAAACAGUUUAGAACCGAUACGGUCCAAGAGCUAUCCAAUAUAAAUAUAAUGACAAUUGUACGUCUAGAUCUACUUUACAUAACAAUUUCGUAAUCUUUCAGGUUUUCGACAUCUCUGGGUUACGACGGAUUGACAUUGAAUAUCUCAAGUAAACCUCUUCAUCAGUGGAGCACUGGAGAUUAUCAUCAUUACUAUAACCAUGUUUGUCGUAAAUAGGUGCGUUGUGUGGUAUAUUGAAGACCUAUUCGCGUAGCAAAAUGAAAAGUGCGUCGCAACGGUCUACUUGUACUACGGAAGUAUUAACGAAUCAACAUUCACUAAAUUUUGAAUUUUUCAUACGUUGCGGUAAGGUACGCUUGGAGUGGAAAACGGCCUUUAUAAUGGUGUACACAUCCUACAAGACGACGAAAAAGAUGGGUUCUACUAAGUCUCCACCAUUGAAGUUUUUUUCUUUCACUACAGAUAUACAAAUGAGCAAUAAUUAGAGAGAGAAAAGAACGAGCUUUAAUUUAAAACAAUACUAAAAUCACUUUAUACGGAUUAUUAUUUUGAAAUUAUCAAGAAUAACAGGCGGAUUCUGUUUCUUGAUACACCCUAUAUAGCUUGCUAUUGAAAGUAAUAGUUAAAUAUUUUCUUUUUCUAGGUUUGGACGACGUAGGCCAUUAUUUGUUUAUUGUCUUGUCGGUGGAACAGUUCUUAUUAUAGCAGGAGCAUUGCCAAAGUCGAACCGUAAGAGGCUUUCUUCACUUGACACAUUACAUUUUAUUUCUUCUUUAAGCGAGUUCGCAAUCUUGUUUUCUAUCCUUUUCUGUCCUUUGUUAUUUCCACGAUCAAUUUCUUGAUAUUUUGAUCUUGAUAUUUAGAUUCUGUCCUUUGUUAUACUCUCACGUGCAAUUGACCAAUCACAUGCAAGUCUUUUUAAAAUAGGGUCACGUGCCUGUCCGAUAUUUAAGAAAUGGAAAAACAUUUUCCGUGUUUCUAUACAAGCUAAGAGCGAGAAAGAGAGGAAUCCAGUCAUUUGCGAAUCCAAAUAAAACUAAUACCUGCAUGUACCCGUUGUUCUUAUACCACUGCAAUUAUUCAUCAUUUUUAUAUACCUUAUAGAAGAUGUCCAAACCCUUGUGACAGUCUUGGUGAUAGGAGGAAGAAUGUUCAUGACUGGAAGUUUUGGAACUAUUUACAUCUAUACUUCUGAACUUUAUCCGACUGUGAUACGGUAUGUAUUAAACGACAAUGGCGACAAAAGAUUUUAUUGUCUAAGUUGAAAGAACUUUAAAAUUAUCUAUAAUAUCUUGUCACAGAUUUUUCAUAUCUGGCUUGUCAUCUUGGAUUAUUGAGGAUAUACAUAUUACGCCACAAGUGGGGUCACGAUAUCAAACCGAAACUCGUUUUUGGUUGCUAUUUCAAAUUUCGAAUAGGAAAAAGCCAUUUUAAACAACUUUUGAUUGUUACUCAGUAACUUAGAAGUAAUUUUAUAAGGCUAGCCCCACUCAAAACGAUAGUUAAUGAGGUUACGAAUUAUCCAAGAUGGCGGACAGCUCAUUGCUUUCAGUCAAAAUAUUUGAAUGAUAUGAAAAAUCUGUACCACGAUUUUAUAGAUAAUCUUAAACGUUCCUUCAAUUGAGACAAUAUUUUUUGCCAUUGUCCUUUAAAUAAAUAAUCACCCUAAUUAUCACUCUCGGUUUUAGAUAGCAAGAUUUGAUCUAUAUUCUAUACAAUUAUUUAUUGUAGGAACGUAGGUCUUGGAGCCGGGGUAUUCUGGGCAAGAAUUGGCGGCAUUGCAGCACCACAGAUUUUGUUACUGGUAUGUAACUAAGUUUGGAGCGGCAUGAAUGUAAAUUAAGUGUCCCAUAGCUACAGAAAUGGUCAAUCUUUACUUGCUUCUUUUUUCCAUUCACUCCAUUCAUUCGUUCAUUCAUUCACAUCAAUUCGAUCCAAAUGAAUACUAUUGUUCUUGAUAACAUCUUGACAUGCAUUAUUAUAGGUGGCACAAUAGUGCGUCGGCUCAUACUAUACAUAGCCAUAUAGGGAGCUAGGUGUAUAAGAUAUUUCAUACAAUAUUUUAUAAGAAUAUUGAACCAGAUUAAGCUAGAUAUGCAAACUAUAAGAAACAACAAUCAUCACAACAAGAAUAUGUCCCGUAAAUUACUUUUAAAGUUACAAUUUAACCAUGCAUCACCAUAUCUACACUAUAGUGGUAAUUUAUGAUUUUUUGUGCUUCAAUUUUGCAAAUAAUUACCACUUAAAUAUUCUGAGAAUCCUUUUUUAAACUCUUAAUACAGUGCAGAGCACGUACAUCGUCUGUAAUCCAUAAUGAUAGACAACAACGGCCUAUAAAUAAGCGUUUUGUUAUAUUCUUACAUACCCUGUAGUUGCAUAUGUUGCUUCACAAAACACAACUUUAAGUACCACAAAUAUGAUUUUUGGUUCGGGAGAUAUUUGGGUCAUUCUGAGAAGAAAUGUAAUAUAUCUUUAUAGUGAGAAAGCUCACCUUGAUCAACCUUUUCACUGCAGAUGAUACCGGAUAUGACGUCAUUAGACGAACAAUAAUUGGUUAUUUGCUGUUAAAAUGAAUUUAAUGAGUUCAUAACCGGCACCUUAGACAAUGAAAACGCUGAUUUAGAUGAGGAUUUUUGCUAAUAAACGUAUACUAUAUUUCUCAGAAUGACCCAAUUACUAUCAUAUAUACUGUAUAUAACCAUCAUAUUGGGGUUAUACUAUAGUGGUAAUUUAAAAAUCUUUUUCUAGGGAAUCUACACCUCUCAGGCGGUGAUUUUAUUUUUAUUUGGUGGACUGCUUCUGCUGUCCGGUGCACUUGCUCUAUUAUUACCAGAAACUUUAAAUCUGAAACUUCCUGAAACACUGGAGGAUGCAAAAAAAAUUAAAUUUAUGUCAUUCCAAGGACACGGGAAUUCGGGCCUUCUAGCACUUGAACCUGUCUUAUGA
Paramuricea clavata is the source of this 9165-nucleotide messenger RNA. The record is from the annotation of a GenBank genome assembly. NCBI's taxonomy places the organism in Eukaryota, Metazoa, Cnidaria, Anthozoa, Malacalcyonacea, Plexauridae.